UCCUGGAUGCUAGAAAAAGAGAUCAAAAAAUUUGUAUGGACGUCUGUAAUAAUUUAUCAUUUAACUUUUUCUAUUUUUCGCAUAUUAUGUAAUAUUUUUUCCUAUAAAUAAAUAUUUGUAUUGAUUGAUUGAAAAUGCUUUGUACAUUGAGUAAAAUCGUUGAAAUCAAUCCGGUAUAUUAAAACGGAGAACAAAAGAACAAUACCAAACAACAAAAAUCGACCAACAUGUCUAAAAACAUUUCCCAAUACGAUGCUAAUAUUCAAAAAAAUAUUUUAAGUGGAUUUAGUUCAUUUGACAGUGAUUCUUUACCAGAUUGCAGUGAAUUUGAUUCCGAAUCUGUGACGCUGGAGUAUUUUAAAGAAAGCUCACGUAAACCAUCUCCAUCAAAAAUGGCACCCACAACGACGAUCGAAACUAUUACAAUCACCCGACCACUUAAAGUUAUUGCUUUCAUUUGUGGAUUCAUUGUUAUUAUACUGAUGAUAAUGGCUCUAGCCUCUAAUGAUUGGUUAAUGGCAGAAGGCUGGCGGCAAGGAUUGUUUUUGCAUUGCAUCGAAGAAGACGUUAUUCCACCUCUUCCAUUCAAUUUACACGAUCCUCCGGGAUGUUAUUAUAGCAGAGAUGUCACAUAUAUAAAAGCGACUGCUGUUCUGUGUAUAAUCACAUUAAUAACAGAUGUAAUUUCGACAAUUGUGACUGGCAUAGGACUAAAAACCCAAAAUCAUAAUAAUAAAUAUAAAUGUUAUCGUAUCGCAGUGCUAGUUAUGUUGAUGUCACUGAUAUCUUUACUGACAGCAUUAAUAUUGUAUCCUGUAUGUUUUGCUGCCGAACUAAACUUGGGUAAUCGACCAGUUUGGCAGUUUGGUUGGGCAUAUGGUGUCGGAUGGGGAGCAGCUAUAUUUCUUUUCGGAGGAGUUGUACUACUCUUGUGUGACAAGGAAUCGGAGGAAAUUUACUACAAAGAAAGAAAAAUAGUACAUGACAACCAAUUGCGAGCCUAGGCCAGGCCGCACGACCUGCCGGAUGUCGUUCUUUAAAAAAUAUAAUGCCAAUAGAUAGUAUAUAGUAGAAUUCUAUACUUUGAGUGUGUAUAUAGUUACACAAAAACUGAAUGAUGUACGGGUACCCAUUAACAUCUACAACAGGUUCGUGCGGAACUUAAAAACUUUAGCUACAAUCACUGUACAUACAAAGAUAAUAAACUACAGUUCCCAAACUGGUGUAUUAUUGACUUUGUUUAAAAAAAAAACUGCAGCAUAAUAAUCAUUUAAUAUCAAGUGUUCUUAAUAAAAAAAACUAAUAAUAACAAAUA
Messenger RNA from Episyrphus balteatus (marmalade hoverfly), 1315 nucleotides. RefSeq names its product transmembrane protein 47. Gene Ontology annotation, biological process: cell-cell adhesion. Gene Ontology annotation, cellular component: cell-cell junction; membrane. Lineage: Eukaryota; Metazoa; Arthropoda; Insecta; Diptera; Syrphidae. The record is from RefSeq and is a predicted model, not a curated record. The transcript has 6 exons. The coding region runs from base 228 to 1004 and encodes 258 amino acids.